This is a messenger RNA of Penicillium atrosanguineum, 1269 nucleotides long. It is a transcript of the gene ppe1, whose product is annotated as putative ribosomal protein/carboxylic ester hydrolase (Ppe1). Gene Ontology annotation, biological process: protein demethylation. The record is from RefSeq and is a predicted model, not a curated record. The coding region runs from base 1 to 1269 and encodes 422 amino acids. Gene Ontology annotation, molecular function: protein methylesterase activity. The transcript has 5 exons. NCBI's taxonomy places the organism in Eukaryota, Fungi, Ascomycota, Eurotiomycetes, Eurotiales, Aspergillaceae.
AUGAGCGAGCUCCGGAAGUCCUUCGCCAAGUCCAAAUUGGCCAAGCUGCCCCCGGACGUCCCCAUGUUUGAUCCAACGUUUGAUGAGGCCCGGGACGAGGAGGUAUCUUCAGCCUCUUCAGCCUCGUCUACGGGAACUCUGAUUCCGUCACCGACGCAGCAUCUGUUUGCCCGAAGAAGCCAGGGCUCAUCGCAAUCACUGACAUGGACGGAUUUCUUUUCCCAAGAAUUGUUUCUGUCCCAAGAAAUUGACGAUCUCAACAUCAUUCAUCAUGUAUACGUGACUCCACCGGCCAAUUCAGGCCCGCUCUUUGUUAUGCAUCAUGGUGCCGGUUCAUCCGGUCUGUCGUUCGCAACAUGCGCCCAUGAGAUCCGAAAAAUCCUGCCGAAAGCGGGAUUCUUGUCCAUUGAUGCCAGAGGUCACGGCCGAACGGUUAUGGCCCCAAGUUCCGAAAAGCUAGACCAAAAAAGUCCUUCAACUGCUUCCGCGGCCCAGACUGAGGCUGGUGGUCAGGUUGAGCUCGAUUUGAGUCUCGAGACUCUCAGCCAGGAUCUAGUCUACGUGAUUCGUCAGACGCAGGUCAAAUUGGGAUGGGAGAGCUUACCAGAUAUUGUGCUCGUUGGACACAGUUUGGGAGGCGCAGUCAUCACAGAUGUAGCCAAGAAUGGCGAGCUUGGGCCGAAAAUACUGGCAUAUGCAGUUCUGGAUGUCGUUGAAGGCUCUGCGAUGGAUGCUUUACAGAGUAUGGAGAAAUACUUAUCCACACGGCCUAUGCGUUUCCCCUCACUAGCAUCGGGAAUAGAAUGGCAUACUCGUUCACGCACAAUUCGAAACACAACAUCAGCUCGGGCAUCUGUUCCAUCUCUAUUAUAUGAGGAAAGCGAACCUUCUGACGAGUCUCGCCCUUGGGUGUGGCGCACAAACCUUUCAGCCACAAAGCCGUUUUGGGAAAACUGGUUCAUUGGUCUUAGCCGAAAGUUCCUCGAUGCGCGGGGUGGAAAGCUUUUGCUUUUGGCUGGCACAGAUCGGUUGGAUAAAGAGCUAAUGAUUGGGCAGAUGCAAGGAAAAUAUCAACUUCAGGUCUUCCCCGAAGCAGGUCACUUUGUCCAGGAGGAUCAGCCCACCAAGACAGCGCAGGUACUAGUCGACUUUUACAGGCGUAAUGAUCGCAGUGCAUUGGUGCUACCGCCCAAAGUAGGAGACAUGCAGGCUGCAGCCGCUAUGAAGAAGGGAACCGGUGCAGCUGACAGGAAUAAUCAAUUAAAAUAG